Zophobas morio is the source of this 1254-nucleotide messenger RNA. RefSeq names its product phenoloxidase-activating factor 2-like. Gene Ontology annotation, biological process: proteolysis. Gene Ontology annotation, molecular function: serine-type endopeptidase activity. The coding region runs from base 31 to 1254 and encodes 407 amino acids. Lineage: Eukaryota; Metazoa; Arthropoda; Insecta; Coleoptera; Tenebrionidae. The record is from RefSeq and is a predicted model, not a curated record. The transcript has 3 exons.
GCGAACAACAAAACUUUCACUUAAUUGGACAUGAUUCCAAAAAUACUAAUUCUGUAUUUGCUGCUGCAAAAGGGUUUAUCACAAGAUGACUUGUUUGAUGGGGUGUUUGAUGGGCUGUUUGACGUUAGUAGUCCACCUACUACCACUGAUAUGUGGGAUGGUUUCUUUGAUACUUCUACCAGAAUGGAAGAUGACAUUAAUUACGCCACAACCAGCUCAAGUAGUGAUAACUCGGAAGUGUGUGAAUGCAUACCUUAUUAUCUCUGCGAUGGCAGAGUAACGGCAAAUAAGAAGCAAGACAAGUAUGGAGGGGGUCUUAUACAAGCAAGAAUCUCAGUACGCGCAGAGUGCCCCCACUACCUUUUGAAGUGUUGCGACGAAGAAGACCUCGUAGACGUCGAUCUCGACGACACCACCCCGCCUCCCCAAACCAAGCCAGAUACUCUUCCUCCAAAAGGUUGUGGUUACCGUAAAUUCAAGCCUCAAGCAAUCCCCAAAGAAGGUUUUGCCGAAUACGGCGAAUUUCCUUGGACCGUGGCAAUUUUCUACACCGACGACACCAACCGCAUCAAUUACGUCUGCGGCGGUGCCCUCAUCCAUCCCGAAGUCGUCCUAACCGCCGCUCACUGCCUCAAAAACAUCAAAAGCGAUCUAAAAAUCCGGGCCGGAGAAUACGACUCUCGUAACGAGAACGAAAAGUACCCCCACCAAGACCGAGAGGUCGCUUCUGCCACCAUUCACUCUCGGUAUGACGCCAAACAUCUGUUAAACGACAUAGCUCUUUUAUUUUUGAAAAAAAAAGUUGAUUUGGCUGCACACAUCAAUGUGGUGUGUUUGCCCCCGGCCGACACCGUGUUGGAGAUGGGUAGGUGCAUCUCGAACGGGUGGGGAAGGGAGAGCUUUGGCAAGGAAGGAGUUAUGACGAAGGUCGAUUUGCCUAUGGUAUCCAGGGUUCAGUGCCAAUCGGAUUUGAGGAGAACGAAUUUGGGGAGGUAUUUUAUGGUGCAUCAGUCGUUUGUUUGCGCGGGGGGUGAACCUGGGAAGGAUACAUGCAAAGGGGAUGGUGGGAGUCCGUUGGUUUGUCCGUUUAAAAACGGGACGGAUAGGUUCUUUCAAAUUGGGAUGGUUUCGGGGGGGAUUGGGUGUGGCGGUAACAGAAUUCCUGGGCUUUAUGUUAAUGUUCCUUUGUUUAGGAACUGGAUCGACGAGAAAUUAAAAAUGAAAAAUUUGGAUCUUGCCAAGUAUCAGGUUUGA